Molecule: messenger RNA, 2137 nt
Organism: Spinacia oleracea (spinach)
Lineage: Eukaryota; Viridiplantae; Streptophyta; Magnoliopsida; Caryophyllales; Amaranthaceae
Product: laccase-17
Exons: 6
Coding region: 152-1888 (578 amino acids)
Biological process (GO): lignin catabolic process
Cellular component (GO): apoplast
Molecular function (GO): hydroquinone:oxygen oxidoreductase activity; copper ion binding
Source: RefSeq, a predicted model, not a curated record
GAAUUUCUAUAUCCAUUUUUAAUCCUUACCUAAUCACCAGAGAUACACUAUAUAUAUAAUAAGCUCCAAUCUUUUAAGUAGCAUCAUCAUUCUCACUUCUCAGGUGUUUGUAUCUAUCUUAACACCCUCUUAAGCUAUCAGUUUGUCAAAAAUGGCAACUUUCCACAGAUUGCUCAUCAUUGCCCUUUUUAGCAUUGUGUGCUCAACGCUUUCCUACAAUUUCGCCGAUGCAGCUGAUACUGGCAUCACCAGGCACUACAGAUUCAAUAUUAACAUGCAAAAUGUGACAAGAUUAUGCCACACCAAGAGCAUUGUCACAGUUAAUGGGCAGUUUCCAGGGCCUCCAAUUGUUGCUCGAGAGGGUGAUCGACUCAUUAUCAAUGUUGUCAACCAUGUCAACAACAAUAUUACCAUCCACUGGCAUGGGAUCAGACAACUACAAAGUGGAUGGGCAGAUGGACCGGCAUAUAUAGCACAGUGCCCCAUACAAAGUGGUCAAACUUAUGCAUACAACUUCACCAUUGUUGGUCAGAGAGGCACACUUUGGUGGCACGCACACAUUUCUUGGCUCCGAUCAACUCUUUAUGGACCUAUCAUUAUUCUUCCUAAACGGGGUGUUCCUUACCCUUUUCCCCAGCCCUAUAAGGAAGUUCCUCUUAUCUUUGGAGAGUGGUGGAAUGCUGAUACUGAGGCAGUCAUUUCCCAAGCACUGCAAACUGGAGGUGGUCCAAAUGUAUCAGAUGCAUACACCAUCAAUGGCCUUCCAGGACUAUUAUACAAUUGCUCGGCUAAAGACACGUUCAAAUUGAGUGUAAAACCAGGAAAAACAUAUCUCCUUAGGCUGAUAAAUGCUGCACUCAAUGACGAACUCUUCUUUAGCAUUGCCAAUCACACUCUUACAACAGUAGAUGUUGAUGCUCUUUAUGUUAAGCCCUUUGAGACAGAUACAAUUAUCAUUACUCCUGGGCAAACUACCAAUGUCCUCCUCAAGACUAAAGCUUAUCAUCCUGAUGCUACCUUCGUUAUGAUGGCUCGGCCUUAUGUUACAGGAAACGGCACCUUUGACAAUUCUACUGUUGCUGGAAUCCUUGAAUACCACCAUCCUAAACCAUCCACUUCAAUCAAGAAGCUUCCUCUUUUGAAGCCAACACUUCCAGCUCUAAGAGACUCUUCUUUUGUUACCAACUUCACCAACAAACUUAAAAGCCUAGCAAAUGCCCAAUACCCAGCAAAUGUACCAAAGAAAGUUGAUAAACACUUCUUCUUCACAGUAGGGUUAGGAACAAACCCAUGCCCUAAAAACCAUACAUGUCAAGGCCCAACAAAUACCACCAUGUUUGCAGCAUCUAUUAACAAUGUCUCCUUUGUCAUGCCUACAAAAGCUCUCCUGCAAGCACAUUUCCUCCGCAAUUCAAAUGGGGUUUUGACAUCCGAACUUCCCUUCUCACCACUAAUGGCAUUCAACUACACCGGAACACCACCUAACAACACGAAUGUGAUAGAUGGGACAAAGGUGGUGGUACUUCAAUAUAACACAAGUGUGGAAUUAGUUAUGCAAAGCACGAGCAUACUUGGUGCAGAAAGUCACCCACUUCACCUACAUGGGUUCAACUUCUUUGUGGUUGGACAAGGUUCUGGGAAUUUCAAUCCUAAAAAAGACCCAGCAAAGUACAACCUUGUUGACCCUGUUGAGAGAAACACUGUUGGUGUGCCAGCAGGAGGUUGGGUUACCAUUCGUUUCCUUGCAGACAAUCCAGGAGUAUGGUUCAUGCACUGCCAUUUGGAAGUUCACACUAGCUGGGGUUUGAAGACGGCAUGGGUUGUACAAGACGGAAAUCUGCCUAAUCAGAAGCUGCCACCACCACCAUCUGAUUAUCCAAAAUGCUGAAACUGGUUCACUCACAAUUUUCUGCAAUGACUCUAACACAGAUUGAUUCUGAGUUUUUCCUAGGUUUUUUUGUGUGUGUUAAUUUCUGUUUCAUGAAUUUCACAGCCCCUAUAUUUUUUCUUAACUUGUGAACCCCUAUGAAGGAAGAGCGGCUUCUUCGCCGUAGAAGGAUUUCAUUUGAAAAAAAUUACUGAGUUAAUCAACUGAGAUACACUCUCUAUAUAUAAUAAGCACCAAUCUUUUAUGUUC